This is a messenger RNA of Formica exsecta, 7373 nucleotides long. RefSeq names its product BTB/POZ domain-containing protein KCTD16-like. Gene Ontology annotation, biological process: protein homooligomerization. Gene Ontology annotation, molecular function: protein binding. The record is from RefSeq and is a predicted model, not a curated record. Lineage: Eukaryota; Metazoa; Arthropoda; Insecta; Hymenoptera; Formicidae. The coding region runs from base 1341 to 2084 and encodes 247 amino acids. The transcript has 2 exons.
CACAUAUACAGACAUGAUGCACUACGACGAAUGCAUGUACGUACGAUAUACGAUAUCUAAACAUGAUGCUUUCGACCCGAAAGUGCCUAAUUUCGUACGUAAAGACAUACAUCGACGUCGUGACAUGGAGUGUAAUAUAGACGACGAUGAGAUAUCGGAUGAGAGAUACAAUGCAAUAAGAGAACGACUGUAUGUUACAAUGUAACGAAGCAUCGAUCCGUGGAAACCCGAACAAUAGGUAAUCUUAAAAAUUAAUCUUAAAGAUGCACUCCAACUAUUCCAUCACAUUUGUAGUUUACAUUUCUCUUCUGGAAUACACAUUUAGAAUCACGAAAUCUGUUAUUUGAUUAUUAGGUCCAAUCCAUUUGAGACGCAUCAGAACAUGCAAAGCAGGAUAUGGAUCGGAAUAAUCUGGAUUGCAGCGGAAUCCGAUGGAAUAUGCUGGGAUAAGUCGCCGUCGUUGGAGAGAGUCGCAGAAAACGGAAUGGAGUGCAGUUUCCCAGGAUAGGCUUGGAUGUAAGUACAACCUAGAAAAACUCUUAUCACGACACGUAGCCUCUUUCAAGGAUGAGAAUCGAGUGGCGACUUCUCAGGGGUUGCGCGCGCGUGUCGAGGGGAUUGUGUUGCGCGAUAUCGGUGGCUGCGCGUUGACACACGGCGCGGGCUCUCGUUGCGUCGGCAGCGCAGCAUUACCAUCACGUUACCCUCGCGACACGGAGGAGCGAGCGGAGAGUGCGUCCUGACGCGCGCCAACCGCUUAGGUGAGGAAGCGCGCAGCUGAGAGAGCUGAGCUCGGCCUUCGUCAUCGCUCCGCCGUAGGCGCAGUUUAUCCCUCUUCACCGUCGCGUUCAUUUCUUCGAGCAAGUAGCAGUUGGACGAGUAUCAACAUCGUGCUCAAGUCGGCUUCGAAUAACGACGUGCUUCUAAGGUGACCAGGAUUCGAUCAGCUUGUCUUUUCAAAGAGCAUCGCCAAAGGUGUUCUCACGUGCGAAUACGUACGAGUGACUUUUAAAAUCAGUCUGUUGCUCCUCGUCUGUUGAAAUCCUCGGAGAGCUAUUUUCUUUAACGUAUCACGAUUGACUCUGGGAUCUGCUGGGUCGUCGACCUGUGGUCGUCUUGCGCGAGUGUCGCGUAGAGUUUCAUUGAACGGAGUGCAGUUCCGUAUCGUGAUCCUCUUUGUUAUCUUUAAUCCUCCUGGAAAUUUUCCAACUACAGGUGUCCUCCGCACAUAACGUCUCUGAUCAUCCCAUCGGUGAAGACGACUCGUUCCCGUCGGUCCACGCGACCAAUUGAUCAUAGUCUUCCUCUCUCUUUCUUGCGUCGCGUUAACCGGAAGCAGCAUGGGUGACCAAGAGCAACAGGAAACAAUGCCGAGCGUGGUGGAGUUGAAUGUGGGCGGCGUCUUCUAUACUACUGCCUUGACCACGCUGACCCGUGAGAGCGACUCGCAUCUUGCGACACUCUUCACGGGCAAAUCCGCCGUGGAGAAAGAUGCCAAGGGCAAGUACUUCCUGGAUCGCGAUGGUGUGCUCUUCCGUUACGUAUUGGACUUCCUGCGCAAUCAAGCAUUGGUUUUGCCCGAGGGCUUUCGCGAACGCGAGAGGCUCAAGCAGGAGGCUAAUUUCUACGGUCUUCCUGGUUUAGAGAAGGCCAUUUUGGAGAACGCCGAUUCUGGCGGGCAAACCGGCGGUGCGGUCGGCAAACGCGUACCAGGAUACAUUACUAUCGGCUACCGAGGCAGCUUCGCCUUCGGCCGCGAAGGCCUGGCCGACGUCAAGUUCCGCAAGCUCUCAAGGAUUCUCGUAUGCGGCCGCGUGGCACUCUGCCGGGACGUUUUCGGCGAGACGCUAAACGAGAGUCGCGAUCCCGACCACGGCAUGUCCGAUCGUUACACGUCGCGCUUCUUCCUGAAGCACAGCGUCAUCGAGCAGGCCUUCGACAUGCUGCAGGAGCAGGGCUUCAGGAUGGCGGGUAGUUGUGGUUCUGGCACUGCCGGCAGCAACUCCGAGCAGCUGAAACCCGGCGUGGAUUCCGAGGAGAAUCGCUGGAAUCACUAUAAUGAGUUCAUCUUUGUGCGCGAUUAAAGAGCUUCGUUAGCAGUCUUUUCCGAUAACCGCGAGUAAAGUGUACUUUGCGGUUGAUCUGAUCGUCGUCGAUGACUCGCAUCCUUUAAAACGAAGCGGCAAACACAGAGAAAAAGACUUCCUCAGGUACUUGAAAUGGUUUAGGUAGAAGCGAAAAUGGAGAAAUGUAAGAACACUUGUUGUGUGCUUAACGUGUGAGCGCGUAACGCAUGACAAAUGAGACUUUUUCGUUGAUUGCACAUAUAAUGAAGUCGAUAUAUAAUAUCGGAUUUAGCAAAAGUUGGUAGGAAAAGUUGGAAAGCGUCGAACGUUCGUCUCGCGAAGUCCUUAAUUAAUUUCAUCUCGCUAGAAAUUUUCCCGAAGUUAUCACAUUAUAAUUAAUCAAUGUCGACAUAACUAGGAAUUUGGAGCGUUCUAUUUCUAAGAGUACCAACAUCGUCAGCCUUCUCUGAAUCAUUAAUUCUUGAGUUCCUUUCACUUUAAUGGGCUCUUUUAUCAGAAUGAGAAGGAUGGAUAAGGCAACGGAUAGAUUUUCGUGUUUCGAUAGAACCCUUAUUUGAAAUGACACUUGAUUAAUACUGAUAACAAGAAAUUAUAAACGUAUUAAAGAGAAUUAUGAACUCGUCAAUUAUGACUAUGUUGGAUCUUUAAAUGUCAUUUGUUGAUAAUCCUGUUAAAAUUGCGUAGUGCAAAAUUAUAAGUAGCAAAUCAACAUCGAAUUAUAACAGCUAAAAAAUAUUUGUUUUAAAUCAAAGAUAUUUCGUUGAAUUUGUUUAAUCAUAUUGUAUGUCUUUCACGUAUAAUUAAAUAUUUAAUUCUAUAUGAAUUUGAUUGACAAUUGCACAGAUAGAAUCGAAAACUUCUCUGAAUACGACGUUUUUCAUAAUCGAAACGUGCCGACGGCAGCGUCUAAAAUUGUCCUUCCCGACAAAAAUCUGACUCAGAGAUUGUUGCGAGGGAGAGACGUUUAUUAAAAAGCAGUCUCACAUAUAUCCACGAGAUGAAAAACGCCAAUGUCAGGCGUUUUUCAUUGCUAGUAGACGCGAAAGAAGACGGCGAAUGAAGGGCGCAAGAGGAAAGCGGAUCCGGGCGAAGGCUCAGUGAUGUUGAAAUAUCUGCGAACGUACGCGACUUGACUAUUUAAAAGAGCAACAGUGUCAGGCUACAUGUUAGUGAUAAAUAUCACCGGAAAUGACGGACGAUAAAAUGCAAGGAAACAGACUUGACACAAAUGGAAGUAUCUUAAAAUUGAUCGAACGCAAAUGAUGCACAAUAACUUUCGCCUUUUUCUUAUUCGCGUCUGACGUGGAGGAAAAUUAAAGGAAAAUCCCAAUUAUCGAGAUCAUCAUUUGAAGAAAGUCUCCGGUACUGUCUGGUACGCGCGUUAAGUAGUUAGUACUAGUAAAUAGUCGGUCCGAGUGAUCACUGCUAAUGUAUGGUCAGACCGAAUGCUUAUCACUAGUUGGAUUAAAUUAAUUAAUGGUGUGCUAGAUACGGAUAUCUUUUUUUCAAUAGAAAGUAUUCAUAAAAAGCAGUUUGUGUUGUGCAAAGAUUUAAAAGAAUAAUAUAAACACACUAACACUAUUGUCGUAAAGUAUCCUUUCGGCAUAAACUUAAACAGCUAACUAGCUUUAUUCUCGGUGGUCGGGCAGUCUUGUUGAAUGCAUGUACUUACAACCUGACACGAUGUCAAACGCGCUAUUCAAACAACGGUACGUUGGAUACGUGUCACUUGUAACAAUUCUUCAUCAGGUUUUUAAGAGCAUGAACAAGGUAAUGCUUUUUUCUUUUGUGUUUAAAAUUUUUUUUCUUAUUUCUCUUCUGUAAGCGUUUUUUUUUUUUUUUUUUUUGUAAAGUGGAACGUGAGUGUGCUAAGCAAUUCGUAUUGUUUUCGAUCUAUCGACUUCCAAAGAAGGAAAGAAAGAUUCGUCGAAAUAUGAUGGAAGCAAAGUUUUGUUAUGAAUUUACAAUGAGUCCCAUUUCGUACGUUACAAAAGAAAUGCAUUUGCUAAAUUAUUCAAAUAAGAACAAAACUCAAGUAUUUUUUCCUUUCUGUAUAAUCGUUUCUCGCGGAAUAAAAAGAUAAAUGUCUGAUAAAGAAAGUUUCAAAAGAAAGAGAGAAAAAGAUUUUUCUCAAACAAAAAAACGGAAGAUAUUAUAAGAGAAAGCAUUUAUUAUAUACCUGAACAAAUUAAUACUCAAUUAUUGUUAUUUCUGAACAAUAUUUCUAUGCAUACAUAUUUGAAUUUGAAAUGUUAUUUGAAUUAAAAAUGUCCAUUUUUGAUGCAUAUUUAUUACUAAAUUUAACAACAAAAAGUUUGCGCACCGAUAACCGCGCGUUGGCUCUUUUUGCCAGUUUCCUCAUUUAGUAUUAUUUUAUAUAAUUAAGCAUUAAUUUUUCUAGUCAUUUUUAUUAUGCUAUGUUUAGAAUUAUUUAAAUAGAAAAUACCAAAUUUUUUUCAGAUUCUUUGAUUAUUAUGCAUUACAAAAUACAAUAAUUGCUUUUAUUUCUUUGCUUAUUAAUAUUAUUAAUAAUUAUUUGCAUAUUCAGAAUGAUGAAAGAUUCGAAAAAUUCAUCGCGAUUAUAAUCUUUGUUGCAACAGGUUAUCAUGUAGCGGAUAACAUUUAGCGAUUGUUUGAAAGAAUGCCGACGGUGCUGAAUAGACGAGAUAGAUAUCGAGUUUUAAGCGCGUAUUAAUUUCUCGUUAUAUCAUAAAAAUAUAUAAUGUCGAAGACUUUUUUUAAGAAUGAUCGAGAUAAUGCGAUAUAUAAUUCUCGUGUCUUAACGGAAUUUCCUAUUUUUACGAAAUGAUAUUUAUUAGUACUAGACAAAUGAUGAAUUAAUUCUCUACUUUAAAAAAAGCACAUACAUCUAACUUUUAUAAUUUUUUAAUAGCAUUGAAAAAUUACAUAUUGUGAAAAAUUUAUUAUUGCCGAAAUUUUUCAAGAGAUAACAACAUUCACGACUUGAUACUUUUCCUUUAUUUACGGCCGUCGAAAAAUAAUUUUGGGGCGAUGAAGCGAAUUAUAAUUGUUAUUGUUAGUGCGUUGUACGCUAUUCGAUCUGCGUCCGCAAUGGAUUGAUUUAUAAUGACGUUAUAUCCUCGGGUGCGAAUUAUGCGUAUCAACAUGCGACGUUACAUAGUAGAAGACGGACAAGAUAAUCCAUAAUGUGCGUUUGAUAAAAUUUAAUUUAUCUAUAUUUCGUCUUUCAUUGAAACGGCUAAUUUUAUGUAAAUGAGACGAAUGGUGUUGCUAAAAUUCAUGAAACGGAGUUCCAUAUAUCAAGUGAAGGUAUUAUCGUUAUAUGAUAUAUCGCAGAGAAACAAAUAAACGAUAUUUUCGAUUUUUUCAAGUUUGCCUCUUGGAAAAGACCAGCUUUUUCAAGUAUUAUAUGCAAAUGAUUAUGAUGAUGACGAUUGCAAUGAGCAGCGUGUCAAAUCUUGCUAGCUGGGAGAUUCUAUUAAUGUGAGGCGGUGAUGUGUGUACCGUAAUCGUUUCGCGAUUAUAUUAGUAAAUCGCCUACUUCCAUUUACUCUGUACAAAUAAAGACAUUCAGGUAAAUCAAACUUGUAAGAUAGUAGAGAAUGUUACAAGAUAUAUUAAUGUAAGAGAGUCUCACGUAGAGAGUGACUAUAAACUUUGAACUUAUUUUAUGAUGGCACAAAUUUUUAAUCCUUUUCCACGGUAUAUAUCAUUCAGAUUUAUUUUUUAUGUGCAUUCAUACACACACACACACACAUUUCACAGACACUCGACGUAACAUUUAUUGAAUUUCUCGAUUUACGACGUAAUUUUACGUUCAUUUAAUCACAAUAUACACAUGCAAAAUUGGGCCCAAACAAAUAUUUGUUGCAAUGUAUAGAAUUCAUUGAAAAAAUAUUGAAAAAGUUAUUUAUUAUUUCACUUUGAGUCUUUGUGGUUGUUAAAAUUACAAUGACUGAUUACCAUAUGCGUUUGUCUAUACUGUCAAAUAGAAUUAAACUGUAUUUUCUGAUUAAUAUAUAUUGAUUUCUAAGACAUAUUGGGACCGAUUUUCAGAUGCAGAAAAGGAUAUAUAAACGUAUUCACAAAUGUGCGUUAAUAUAUUAAAGUCUUCAAAAUACCAACAUUUAUAUGUUUCUUUUUAAUUAUAUUCAGGUUUUCGCAAAAUCGUUCUUUGAGUUGCAUUUAUAUACAUAUAUAUAUAUUUUGCGCUGAUAUUAUAUAAAAUGCACUUAUAUGUUGUGAGUCUUAGAAGGUAUAUUACUUUUGGAUAUGAGCAAGGUUGUUUAUUUACCUGCACCAAUGUAUUAUGUGUAAAACAUCGAGAUUGACGAUAUGUCGAUUAUGAUUCGUGAUAUAUAUAGUAGAGGCUCUAUUCCGUAAAUUAGAAACAGUAUAACUCGCCGCGAAAGGGAGCGAAUCUCGAGUGAACAGAUUUGAUAGAACUCAAAGAUUUGAGUUCCGUCAGAUUUUAACGGAGAAUUCGAUUUUUAUCGAAAUCUUUUGAUUGUUCACAAAUCUUCGCUUAGCAUUAUUCUUCAUUAUUUUCUAGAUAUGAAAUAUCUAGUUUAUAUAAUCUCCAAAUAUUUAUUUCGCUGUACAAUGUUUAGUAUACGAUGGCUUUCAAAUUUCUUAUAUCUUGAUCAAAUAUUUUAAUUUUAAUUAAAUAAACAUUUCAUAAGUUUUCUGCGAAAUCUUUUUCUUUAACAUAAAGUUUCCGUAAAUACCACAGUAAAAUUUAGAGUUUGAUAUUAGCAUUUCAAAUUUUAUUUGUAAGAUAAUAAAGAAUAUAGGAUAUACAAGGUAGAAAAAAUAAUAUGUAGUUGAUUAUGAUCCAAUCAUUUUUUUUUCAAAUCAUAUUUAUGAUAUAUUAGAAAACAUCUUUGUGCUAUUCAUAACGAUGGAGUAAUUUAUCAAAGUAUUUCUUUUAAUUCAAUUAUAGAAGACAUCUUGACCAAUCGAAUUUAGGUAUAUAUAUGUAUAAAAUAUUUUAUGUAUUAAUACAUAGUACAUACAUUUAUGGAUUGGAUAAGAGAGAAGGGGUUUUUUCCAGCGAAUUGCAUAUGGUUUGAUAUUCUUUGAGAAAUAGUUCGACUAAAAGUUGCAACGCGUGUCGUGGAAACAUUUGAUUAUGAUAUUCGAGACUCAGAACCCAUUUAUUGGAGAGAAUUCAACGAGUAGAAUCUGAGCGGUAUUAGGUAGCGUGUAAGACUGUGCCGCGAUAUGAAAUUACUAUAUUGUACAUGUAUAUACGUAUAUAUAAGUAUAAAAAAGGAGAAAUAAAAGAAUGAAAUAGUAUAAGAA